AAGCGCACACAUAAUGAAGACAGCGUAGAGCCCGACUCCCAAGGCCCUCCCCGUACGAAAUCACGACACGAUUCACCAGAAGCUUCACCGCCGGAGCCAACGAGAAUCCUCUCGUGGAAUGUAGAAACACCUGUUCCCUUCCUGCAGCUCCCCACGACCCAGGCACGAUCCGCCACAGGCGCAGGAGUCGUCGCAGGAAGCGACCCCGGACAGCUGCGCGACCUCCUCCGCCGCCACGACUUCCCGGACUUCGUGUGCUUGCAAGAAGUCCGCGCCCGCCACACCGACAAGCAGUGGAUCCCCGCGCUCCGGCUCGCCGCGAACUAUGGCGCGCACGACACGGGCCCAAAGUACACGCUCUUCCACUCGCUGAACCGCGCCCCGCGCGGGCAACGGCACUUCGGGGUCGCGACGUACGCGCGCGAGCCGCACACGGUCGUGGCGGCGCGCGAGGUCGAUUGGGACGCAGAGGGCCGGGUGCUGAUCCUCGAGCUGCAGGCGGGCUGGGCGCUCGUGAACGUGUAUGCGCUGAACGGGAGCGAGUACAUGUGGCGCGACCCGCUCGGGAACGCGGCGCCGAAGACGCGCAACGAGCGCAAGCGCGAGUUCAACCGGCUGCUUCUGGAGGAGUGUGUGGCGUUGCAGAGGCGAGGGCUGAGGCUGGUUCUUAUCGGCGACUUCAACAUCUCCCUGACGAAGCGCGACUGCUUCCCGCGGCUCCGCACGGAAUACCCGCAUGGGCUGGCGCGGGCGGAGUUCAGGGAGCAGUUCAUCCCUGGGCUAGAUGUGGUGGACGUGUUUCGUGAGAUGUAUCCACAAACGAGGGCGUACAGUUGGUUUGCGAAGGGGAAGCCGCAGGGGAAGGACUGCGCGCGGGUGGACUAUGCGUUGGUGGAAAGCGGCCUGAGGGAGAACGUGGUGGACAUCACUUACCUGGAGGAUCCCGCGGAGAGAGGGAAAAGCGACCACGCCCCGUUAUUACUCACCAUGAAGGGCAUG
This is a messenger RNA of Trametes versicolor FP-101664 SS1, 999 nucleotides long. Its product is annotated as DNase I-like protein. Gene Ontology annotation, molecular function: phosphoric diester hydrolase activity; DNA-(apurinic or apyrimidinic site) endonuclease activity; double-stranded DNA 3'-5' DNA exonuclease activity. Gene Ontology annotation, biological process: base-excision repair. NCBI's taxonomy places the organism in Eukaryota, Fungi, Basidiomycota, Agaricomycetes, Polyporales, Polyporaceae. Gene Ontology annotation, cellular component: nucleus. The record is from RefSeq and is a predicted model, not a curated record. The transcript has a single exon. The annotation marks the transcript as partial.